AUGGGAAAUGCGCGGACAGACACCUAUCUGUCUUUUCUUCUCUGCAGGCUGGCGUGCUCGCUGUGUAAAAAAGGAGCCAAAAUGGUUCUGUUUGAUGUGACUCCUCCACCUGGAGACGUGCCAGAGGGCAUUGUAUUCCUGAAGGGGGAUAUCUGUGAAUAUGCACAGGUUGAGAGGGCCGUCUCAGAUGUCGACUGUGUGUUCCACAUUGCCUCAUAUGGCAUGUCCGGCAGAGAGCAGCUAAACCGGCGUCUAAUCGAGGCGGUGAAUGUUCAAGGCACGGAGAAUAUUAUAAAGGCCUGUGUGGAGAAGGGAGUUUCCAGGCUGGUUUACACCAGCACCUUCAAUGUGGUUUUCGGGGGCCAAGUUAUCGAGAAUGGGGACGAAAGUCUCCCCUAUCUACCUCUUCAUCUUCACCCUGACCACUACUCCAGAACUAAGUCCGUGGCUGAGAUGGCAGUGAUGAAAGCCAACGGUACUGUGCUACAGAAUGGCGCCGGGGUGUUGAGAACCUGUGCACUGCGACCAGCAGGCAUCUAUGGACCUGGGGAGCAGAGGCAUCUUCCCAGGAUAGUAAGCUACACAGAGAAGGGAAUCUUCAGGUUUGUUUAUGGAAAACCCAGCAGCCUGGUGGAGUUUGUUCAUGUCGACAACCUGGUGUCAGCACAUGAGCUGGCUGCGGAGGCCUUGACCCCAGAGCACGAGCACCGCUCAGCUGGCCAGGCCUACUUCAUCUCAGACGGCAGACCCGUCAACAACUUUGAAUUCUUCAGGCCUCUGGUGGAGGGCUUGGGCUAUCCGUUCCCCAAACUGCGUUUGCCCAUCUCUCUCAUUUACUUCCUCGCAUUUCUCACUGAAAUGGUUCAUCACCUCGUCGGCCCCCUCUAUAACUUCCAGCCGCUGUUGACACGCACAGAGGUGUAUAAAACUGGUGUGACACAUUACUUUAGCAUGGCAAAGGCCAGGGAAGAGCUUGGUUAUGAGCCCAAGGAGUAUAAUCUCGAUGAGGUUGUGCAGUGGUUCAGAAGUAAAGGCCAUGGGGGAAAAAAGCCACAAAGCUCACUUAUUGGGCGUUGGCUGAUAGACAGUCUGUUAGUUGCUGCCUUUGUUGCUGUAGCUCUUUCAUACCUUCCAGUUGUUGGCAAUUAA
Messenger RNA from Lampris incognitus (smalleye Pacific opah), 1149 nucleotides. RefSeq names its product short chain dehydrogenase/reductase family 42E, member 1 (gene sdr42e1). The transcript has 2 exons. Bases 1 to 1149 code for a protein of 382 amino acids. Gene Ontology annotation, biological process: steroid biosynthetic process. Gene Ontology annotation, molecular function: 3-beta-hydroxy-Delta5-steroid dehydrogenase (NAD+) activity. The record is from RefSeq and is a predicted model, not a curated record. Lineage: Eukaryota; Metazoa; Chordata; Actinopteri; Lampriformes; Lampridae.